AACUGGACUCGAAUCUUUUAAGAAAGAUCUCGGAAACGAGUCUCGUGGAUUAAAAAAAAAAGUGAUUGGGAGGAGAGACUCAGGUUUAAGCAAGGUCUCUUGCAAGUCAGGUUUUUUGACGGAGAUUAGUCAUCGACAAAGUAGAUGGAUAUUUCGCACAAUAAAGUGGCUGCUAAAAGAAAAACUUAUUGUCUGUUGCAAAGCCAGCCACAUGACCAAUUGUUGGAGAGAGAUUAUAUAUAAGGGGUGUUAUGUGUGUGUACAAGUCAAUAUAUAUGUGCAUAAGAGAAGUGUCUUCUCUAGCUAUACACCUACCUUCUAUCCCCUUGUUUUCCACUUUCAAAUUUGAAAAACAUUCCUUGAGAGAAAACAACUUGCAACUAUGGAAACUUCACAGCCUCUUUCCAUUGAAAGUUUCUCUUACAGUUGGUUAGUAAACCUAAAGCCAUCACUAGAAAGCCUAGAUAGUUCCUUUAGAACAACUCUUGAUGCAUAUGAUGAAGCUUCCUUCAUUGAGAUGGAUCCAAGAAUGCCACCAUCUAAAAGAUUCUUCAAGAAUUUACAUGAUUCAAACAAAUUUGAUUUUCAAACUUCAGAAUCCCCUCUUAGUACUCUUGUUCAUGCAGAUGAACUCUUUUCAAAUGGUUACCUUAUGCCUUUCUUUGUUGAAUCUUUGAAAAUGGAAGAAUAUGAAGCCUUAGAAUCCAAUACAACUCUCAAUUCAUCUUCAGAUGCAACAAAAGGCGUUGUGGUUCAUCUUGGUCAUGCUAGAUGUUCUUCUUUAAAAAGAUGCAGAACACUAUCAAGAAGAAUAUUUCAGAAGUAUCUAAAUUUCUUAAGGCCUUUAUGUAGAAAAUUAAGGGGUCAUAAAUCAUGUUCAAAUAAUGAAACUGUUGCUAAAAGAAGUGAUGCUCUAAUGAAUAGAAGAUACUAUAAUUCAGAAUCAUCUCCAAGAAUUAGUGUAGCUUUUUCUGCAGAUGAUUGGAGAAUGUCUUGUGAUUCUGAAAGCUCUAUACAUGAAGCUGUUCUACAUUGCAAAAGAUCCAUUGAAAGAAUGAGUUAAGGAUGCUGCAUAGUGAAGAAAUGAAGAUAAAUGAGAUGGGAUUAAAUUUGAUUAUGUCUUAGCAAAACUUUUUAAUCCUAUGAUGAAAAACAGAUGCUACUUUAUUGUUGAUUUUUUGUAGCUAAGCUUUUUUCAUUUCUUUUAGAAGCUUUUUAUACUCUCUCUGUUCCAAAAUAUAAGUAAAAAUUGGUCAACAAAAGUUGAUGUAUCUGGUGUAAAAUUUUGACCAGAUACAUUAAUUUUUGCUGACCCAUUUUUGUUUAUAUUUUAAGAUGGAGAGAGUAUUUAUUUUAUUUUUCAAUUGGUGGCAUGAUAUGGUUCAAGUCAAUGGAAUAAGAUAAAAUGGAAAGAUGAAGAAACAACAAUCCCAUGUGAUGUGAAGAAGUAUGAGACCAAAUCAUCGUCAGCCACUCAUGUUGUCUCCAUGCUUCUCUGCUUAAAGGAUAUGUGGUUGGUGUGUCAUUAUUCAAAGCAUUCAAAAAUUUCCAAAAAAGAAUGAAAAAUUCUUUUUUCAUUUUUUUUUAAUAAUCUUGUUGAUAGGGGGAGGAACACUUUUGCUGCCGAUAAGAAUCUGCUUUUUCUUUUUUUUUCCCCUUCUAAUUUAGUAUGUAAAGUUCCUUCAAUAAUUAGAAGUGUAAGCUAAAAGAAUCCUUAUGUAUUUAUUUAUUUAUAUAAAUAAAUAAAUAUACUUAUGAGAAAUGUUUUCUGAACAAAAAAA
Trifolium pratense (red clover) is the source of this 1781-nucleotide messenger RNA. RefSeq names its product probable membrane-associated kinase regulator 6. The record is from RefSeq and is a predicted model, not a curated record. Lineage: Eukaryota; Viridiplantae; Streptophyta; Magnoliopsida; Fabales; Fabaceae. The coding region runs from base 383 to 1063 and encodes 226 amino acids. The transcript is spliced from 2 exons.